AUGAAGCUCUAUCCGGAUAUUCUGGCCAUGGCCGCUAUUUUCGCUAGCAAUGUCGUUGCUUUCGAUCCUUCGAUUUUCAAUACCAGCGACCCUAAACCAUGGGGCUUCUUCGUGGACAACAUCAUCUACAAGCCCACUGGCAAUGAGUCCAUGACAUACCCUCGCUAUACUGAAUUGGAUGAUGGGACUAUCAUUGCAACUACAUGGCUUCUAGGUCACACACCUGGUUACCAGCCCAUCUUCGAGUCGAAGGAUGGCGGCGCUAAAUGGAAGCACAUUUCCAAUUUGAACAGCAUCGAUGGUUUGGGCAUAAAUAACCAGCCUGCCCUAACGGUAUUGACGGAGGCCAUGGGGGGUUACGCGGCUGGCACUAUCUUGGCCAGCGGUAACGUUUGGGGUAAAAACUUCAGCAGAAUUGACCUAUACGCUAGUAGAGACACAGCAAGGACUUGGGAGUUUGCAAUCUGGGAGCCAUAUCUUCUGCAAUACAAAGGCGAAUUGAUAGCCUACUACUCGGAUGAACGUGACCCCAAUCACAGCCAAAAGCUUUCUCAUCAAGUGUCUUCCGAUCUGAAGACGUGGGGCCCUGUUGUUGACGACGUAGCUUACGAUGAGGUCGCUGAUCGUAGUGGUAUGACGGUCGUGACAUAUAUUCCACCCAUCAAAAAGUGGAUUCUUGUACACGAACAGGGCUUUGGAAAGACGGUCUUUGGUGUCAAUUACCCCGUCUACUACGUUCUGGCCGACUCUCCUGUAGAAUUUGGCGACAACGUUGGCCAGCCUAUCGUCAUUGAUGAUCGUGCGCCCGGGUCCAGUCCGUAUGUGGUCUGGAGCUCUCAUGGAGGCCCCAAUGGCACCAUCGUGGUCUCUGAUGCGUCAGACAGCCAGGUGUUCACCAAUACGCACGGCGGCGCUGUAGACAAAUGGGAGAAGCAUGCUACGCCUGCUGCAGUGGUAUAUUCGCGUGCCAUCCAGAUCUUGAAGAACAGGCCGGAGCACCUGUUGAUUUAUGGUGGAGAAAGGUAUAGUACUUUCACCCAGGGAAGUGGCCUUCCGUUUUCGGCGACUGUAGUCAAUCUGACAGAGGCGCCUACGCGCUCUAGAAAUAAGGAAGUCAAAAAGAAACGGAGGGGCAGACCACCAGGAAGUCGCAAUUCCGCUAUCGGCUCGAAGCCAGCGCCAAAGCCCGGUACAGCAAAGAAGAGGAAACCUUCAGCCAAACAGCAGCCACAAGAAGCCGAAGAUGAGCUAUCCCUAAUCGAACCAGCUCCAUCAAACCAACCAAAACCUCGCAAGCGCAAAGCUGACGACACUGCCGCUGCCGCCGCUGAGCCAGAAGCCCAGUCACGCAAGGAAUAUCUACGGCUCGAGGCAAAAUCAAGGAGAAUCACACGCGACCAAGUCGACAAAUGGCCAGAAAUAUCACCUCAGGUCUUGGAGCAGAUCCUUGCCGUGGUGCGCAAUGCGAAGAAGGACACAGCUGAGACACAGCGGGACGAGCGGAAGGUCAUGGCUGCAUACAACACGCUCAACCCACUUGUACGAAGACUAUCACGCCAACUCGCCGAGUCGCGGAUCCCUCCUCAAGCCAAAGACAUACACUUCAACAUCGAUAAGCUGACGGAGCGCAAUGCCCAAGUAUCGCGAGAGGUCACUACUGCGCGACACUCGAAGCAACUGCUCAGUGAGCAGAUCAAGAUUGCCGAGCACUUGCUUAGCAAGGACGAAGAAUACCUGGAGUUGAUGAAGAAGAACGCAAAGACGUGGAGGACUGAGUGGAAACACCAGCGGAAGCAUGGACGCCUCCACCCCUUGCUCCAACCCGGUGACGAGGUCACUACUGAUGGCGACGGCCCUGAGGAUAUUGGUUUAAAACCACAAAGCACAGUAGAUCUUUCGUCCCUCGACUCGCCCGACUCCGACCUCGGUCCGGUGCUUGAACAAUUGAAGCGCAGCCUAAAGAACAUGCAGAGCAAUCAUACCCAAGUAGAGGGCCUCGAUACGGCAAUAGGCAAUGCACAAGCUGCGCUAGAUGAUGUCCUGUUUCGGCAUGCCAAUGCUGCACAGUAUGCCAACUUGUGA
Messenger RNA from Bipolaris zeicola 26-R-13, 2082 nucleotides. RefSeq names its product glycoside hydrolase family 93 protein. Lineage: Eukaryota; Fungi; Ascomycota; Dothideomycetes; Pleosporales; Pleosporaceae. Bases 1 to 2082 code for a protein of 693 amino acids. The record is from RefSeq and is a predicted model, not a curated record. The transcript has 5 exons.